This is a messenger RNA of Anguilla anguilla (European eel), 7916 nucleotides long. RefSeq names its product gon-4-like (C. elegans) (gene gon4l). Bases 246 to 7223 code for a protein of 2325 amino acids. The transcript is spliced from 31 exons. Gene Ontology annotation, biological process: regulation of DNA-templated transcription. Lineage: Eukaryota; Metazoa; Chordata; Actinopteri; Anguilliformes; Anguillidae. Gene Ontology annotation, molecular function: transcription coregulator activity. The record is from RefSeq and is a predicted model, not a curated record. Gene Ontology annotation, cellular component: nucleus.
CAACACCCGGAAGUUGAUUUUCAGGGAUGGCGGAUGAGGGGUUUGUAGUAGUUUCUAUGAUGGAGAGAAGCACGACCUGGCGGGCUCUGGCUAACUGACUUGCAUUAUAUAGCAAAACCCAACAGACCACUUGCAUUAUCGGCUGAAGCAUAGAGGAAAAGGACAGUGCAACCCAUAGACGGACAAAUCUACAAGGUCCAUGAAGCAGUGCGCUGCGGCGCCAUGAAACGAGAAAACGGGUACGAAUGAAAACAUCAACAGCACUGACCAGGUCCAUCUUAAACAUGAAAAUGGCACGGAAACGCAAAUCCAAUUCUCCAGAAGAAAGGCUUACUCGUUCCAAAGCUCUGAAGGAGGAUUUUGUCUCUAGACAUCAGUCAUCCCACAAUGCACCUCUGAGGAUAGAAAACAGGAAGAUAUCUACCCCUAUCAAGAGGAAGGUCCAGGGGAUUGAUCCAGAUGUACCAUCGCCAAGACGAUACUCUCCAAGGUUCAAAUGUCAGAAGGAGACCCCCGGCAAGGGGCACAGUAGCUCAGGCCAGGCUCAGAUUGUGGAGCCUCAGCUGUGUUCUAGCCCAGUACAGCACCCCCUACAGGAGGAGGAGGACACUGAGCUUGGUCUGGUCAUCACUCUGGAUGAAGAGCAAUGUGCGGGGCGGCGGUGUGGAAGGAAGAAGGCCGGGGAAAAGGGGAAGCAGAACGUGACUGAUGAUGACAAUGAUGAUGAUGAGGAGGAGGGGGAGGGGCUUGCAUCCUGUGGGGAGGAGCAUGAAGAAACGGGCCUGGACGGGCAGGCGGAGGAGGAGGAGCUCUGCAGGCAGCUGGACCGAGCGCUGGAGAGGAAGUCUCGGCGGCUCAACCUGACCAACGCCAACGUGCGCAGCAUCCUCCACGAAGUGAUUACCAAUGAGCAAGUGGUAGCCAUGAUGAAAGCUGCGAUCAGAGAAACGCAGGACAUGCCCAUGUUUGAGCCCAAGAUGACACGCUCAAGACUGAAGGAAGUGGUUGAGAAAGGAGUGGCCAUUCCAACAUGGAACAUCUCUCCCAUCAAGAAGGCCAGUGAAGUAAAGCCUCCCCAGUUUGUGGACAUCCCUCUGGAGGAAGAGGACUCAUCUGACGAAGAGUACUGCCCUGAUGAAGAUGAGGAGGAUGAGACUGCAGAGGAGACGUUUUUGGAGAGCGACGUGGAGAGCACGGCCUCGUCUCCCCGGGGCAGCCGGCUGGCUCGGCCCAGGACCCCCAUGGACGCCUCUGAGUGUGACGAGGACCGGAGCUGCAGCCCCAGACAGGGAUCGCGGCAGUCCCGACAUCUGAGGGUGGAGGCCGUUCCCAUGGGCCCCCCUCCACCCCCCCAGCCUGCAGGGCCCCCGCGGCCCCCCAGAGCCCCGCCCGACUGCAGCUUCCUGGAGAAACUCAACGCUGUGGAGGAGGAGCUGGACUCCAGCCUCAUCACCAUAGAGCCCUACCAGAUGAGCGGCGGCGGGGGCGGGGAGGACAGCCUGAUGGCCUGCAGAACCCGCUCCAAGCGCCCGCUGCGGGACGUUCCGCUGGGCCGGCUGGAGGCGGAGCUACGGGCCCCUGACAUCACGCCGGACAUGUACGACUGCAGCUCGGCCCUGGAGGACCGCGAGUGGACCCACUGGCUGCAGAGCCUCAUGACCUCUGACGGGGAGAACGAAGAGGAAGGAGACGACGAGGACGACCCUGAGUAUAAUUUUCUGGAUGACAUCGACGAGCCCGACCUGGAGGACUACCGUAACGACCGGGCCGUGCGCAUCACCAAAAAGGAAGUGAAUGAGUUGAUGGAGGAGCUGUUUGAGACGUUCCAGGAUGAGCUGGGGGUCCAGGAGCGGGAUGGAGAAGGGCAGGAGGAAGAGGAGAGGUCUGAGAAGACUUCGCCUCAGGGAGCACCCAAAUUCAACGUCCCGCAAGCCAUUCGGUUCGAGGAGCCCCUGGCCAACAUGCUGACGGAGUGUCACCGCGCGGUGAAGGAGCAGCUGGAGGCCCUCCAUCAGCGGCGGGCCCUGAUGGAGAGCCAGGCCAGGCACUCCCAGAACCCCCCGGGCCCCCAGGUGCUGCUCGUGCCCCCGCCCUGCGCCCUCGUCCUCAGCCACACGCAGAAGCUGCAGCUGCAGCAGCAGAUGCAGCAGCACAUCCAGCUGCUGACCCAGGUGCACAUGCUGAGCAGCCCGGUGGAGGCCCUGCAGAGCGAGGCCAGCACCGCCCUGCACUUCCUGUCAGAGCUGCAGUCGUUCGCCCAGCGCGGGGAGCAGGGCCGAACCGCCGUGGAGCCGGGAUUCACCAGCAUCUUCAGGGCCUGCAACCUGCAGGGGGCGCUCUCUCUCCUGGAGGAGCUGAAGCUGUCUCCCGCCCCAGCAACACCCACCAAGCCCACGCGUUCCUACUGCGUGCGCUCGUACCCUCUGCUGCCCUCCAAGCUGGCCUGGCUGCUUGCCACUCGGCCUGUGUUCCUCUACCCCGAACUGCUGCCCCACUGCAGCCUGGACCCCGCCCUGCACCCCCAGCGCACCAAGACCGGCUACACCAAGGGCGAGGACAGCCUCAUCCUCCUGGGCCUGAAGCACUUUGGCGAGACCGAGUUCCCCUACCAGCUGCUGUGCCGCUACCUGAUCCGCACCAAGACGCACGAGCAGGUGCGCGGCCGCGCCCACGAGAUGUGCCACCGCCGCGGCCAGGACAACGUGUUCAAGCUCUACUUUCAGCGCAAGCUCAUGCCUCCCAUGCCUCUGGUGUGCAGGAGGGUGAUGCCGGGAGAAGAGCGCCCCCCGGUGGAGAGAGAGGAGGCCGUUCUGCCAAUCUGGCUGCGGAAGAGCUUGCCAUAUAUCCACAAAGCAGUGAUGGAAUAUAACCAAGAGCCAGGGCAGGCCUCACCUGAAACCGCGCCUUCCACCCCCCCUUAUCUCUUUCCCCCAGGGACUCGCUAUCCCCUUGCCCUCCCCAAAAAUGUCACUCUACGACUGCACCCUGGCAAAAGAUUGCACCCGCGCUCUGCACCCAAGCCCCGGCCUCUCCGUGGCUACAGACCCCCGUCCUUCCCCUCACUGGCCAAAGCUCCUGGAAAUACCCCUUCCCAAGGGGUCCUCCUAUUGGCUAAAGCCCCUUUCACUCCUAUACAAGGAGCCCUCCCAUUGGCUGCCGCUCCCUUGACCCCUGCUCAUGGAGCCGUGCCAUUGAACACUGCAUAUUCUGUGCCCUUAAACCCACUGUCUCAGGGUUUUGGGCAGGAGAUUGGAUGCGCUGUUCUCCCUCCCCACGAUGUUUCCCCCACCCUCUCUCCUGCCAUACUCCAGGUCCCCUCUAACGCUUCCCUGAACUCCGCCCUCUUCAGUCCGGGAGGAGUAACUGCAUGCGUAAUGCAGACACCACAGGUGCAGGCAGAGGUGCCCAACCAGCGGAUACGGCCCCGUAAACUCCUCCCGAUACAGCCUGCUCCCCCAAAGCCUGCUCCCGAGCUCCUGCAGCUCCACAGCUUCUCUGUGCUCCCCUCGGGUGGAGGCGCAGCGGCAGGCGCAGGAGUAACAGCAGCAGGAGCGGGGUCAGGAGCAGGGGAGAAGAGUAAAGUGGGGAAAGCGGUGGGCGGGGCCUGCACCAGGGCUCCGCCCACCAUGAUACUCAACCUGGCUGCCCCGGUCGGCACCGCUGUUGUCUGUCCCUCCACUGUAAGUCCGGGGCUGCCCAGGCCCCCAGCUGAGCCCACCCCUCCGCCGCAGGACCCCGUCACCCACCCCGACGGCGCCCUCGCCAGGCUCCGCAAACUGGUGAGGCCGCUGUUACCGGCACCGCCCCACUCCGACCCGCCCCAGAGCUUCCCCCCCACGCCGCCAGAUAGCGCCGUCAAACCCAAAUCCAGCCCCCUUUUCUUCGCGCCCGCCCCUUCUCCGCUCAAAGGCGCCUCGGGGGACGGGACGAGCCCAGGCUCUCCUGCGGUUACCGUGGGAACAGAAGGGAUGGCGGGGUCUCUCGCCGUUCGGAGCGCAGUGAAUAAAGCCCAGUCCGUCCAGGACCACAGGACGCCCUCCGAUGCUUCGCAUUUCGCCUGCGCGGCUCCGUUGGAUCCCAGUGUAAAUUGCGCCGCCGCUGUUCCUUGCGCCACCUACACGGGAACGGUGACCCCGCCCACCCCGGUCGACCAGAACUCGCUCAUCUCCUCGGCCGAGGCCAGGGUAGCCGUGAGCCCGGCCGCGACCCCAGACCACGCGGCCGGUCCCCAGUACAUCCUGGUGCGCACCACCGCGCAGGGCGCCGCCCAGUUUCUGCUCCUGCCCCAAAACUGCCUGGUGACGGAGAUCGCGGCCUCGAGCGGUGCCACCGGCGACCCCUCCCUGAGUCGGGCAGGAGCACCGUGGGCUUCUGGGAGCCGGAGCGGAGAGGAACUCCCAAACACAGCCCUCAGUGCGGGUCCACGAGAGCCUGAGCCUGCGCCGCCCCAAACGGCGUCUGCGGGCCCCGGGCCCCCCUCCAGCGGAGGACAGGAACAGGCCCCUGAGGGGAGCAAGGACAACCUCGUCAGGCUGAUGGCCUGCAUGGACGGCCUGAAGGAGGAAGAGGAGGCCGACGAAGAAGGAGAGGACCUGGGAGAAGAAGAGGGCGGAGAUUUUGGGGGCGCCCUGCUGGCGCUCUCGGAAUCUUCCGGAAGCCCCGCCCCAAGCCUGGAAAGCUGCGCAGACGCCUUGGAGAGGAUGAUGGGUACGGAGGUGGAGGGGGGGGAGCGGUCGACACCCAGGUCCAGCGGGGAGGUGGGACAGAGUGACGUGGAGAGGGACGGUGAUGCAGCUGAGGGCGGAGUCGGGGACAGUGGUGAGGGCGGAGUCGGGGACAGUGGUGGGGGCGGAGUCGGGGACAGCGACGAGGACGUAGAGUGUCAGGUGACCUGUGUGAGACUCAGCGUGACCAAGCCGGCCUGGGGGGCAGUUGUACUGAGCAGUGGGAGUGAGGGGCAAGAGCCUUCUGGGGGAGGAGGAGAGAAGGAGGUGGGAGAACAGAGAGAGGGAGGUGGAGGAGAGGGCAAGGAAGGAGGCCGAGAAGGGCAACAAAAUGGAAAGGGAGAGGAUGACGGAGAGAAAGAUGGAGAGGGGGAGGGGGAACGAGGUGGAGAGAGGGGUGGGGACGGAAAGAGGGGGGGAGAGGGAGAGAAGGACGGAGAUGGAGAAAGGGAGCGGCAGGGAGGGGACGAGGAGGAGGAAGAGGACUUUGAUGAUCUCACUCAGGAUGAGGAUGAAGAGGAAGUGAUGUCGUCUGCCUCGGAGGAGUCUGUUCUGUCCGUGCCAGAGUUGCAGGAGACCAUGGAGAAGCUGACCUGGUUGGCGUCGGAGGGGAGGCUGUGUGGGGAGGGGGAUUCUGAGGAGGACAACUCCCCAAACUCCCCCAAUUCUCCCAACUCCCCCACCUCCCCAGUGUCCCAGAACUCCCAGGAGGAGAACUCUGAAGAAGAGGAGGAGGGGCCGCCGAAGGGGGAGGAGUCGGAGUCCGGGGAGGGCGGAGCCGGCAAGCUGCCCGGCGGGGAGGCGCCGCAGGGGGCGGGGCCACAUCAGGCCAGCGGGAAGGGGGCCGGCCGCGGCAGAGGGCGUGGCCGGCCUCCCCCCCGCAGCCUGAAGCGGAGCCGGCGCCAGGAGCGGGACAGCAAGGACGCCUCCAAACUGCCGCUGCUGUACGACGACCACAUCCUGGACAACGACCCCCUGAGGGAGAGCAAAGACAUCGCCUUCGCCCAGGCCUACCUCAACAGGGUGCGCGAGGCCCUGCAGGACGUCCCGGGGAAGGUGGAGGAGUUCCUGGGGCUGCUGUACGAGUUUGAGCAGGGGGGCGAGGGGCGCAGCGCGGUGGAGCUCUUCACCCAGCUGAGGCCCGUGCUGAAGGACUGGCCCGACCUGCUGCGCGACUUCGCCGCCUUCCUGCUGCCCGAGCAGGCCCUGGAGUGCGGCCUGUUCGCGGAGCAGCAGGCCUUCGAGCGCAGUCGCCGCUUCCUGCGCCAGCUGGAGAUCAGUUUUGGGGAGAACCCCUCGCACUACCAGAAGAUAGUGCGCGCCCUGCAGGGGGGCCCCAGCCUCAGCGACGCUGGCAUCGACGAGCUGAAGGCUCAGAUGGCCUCGCUCCUCAAAGGCCACACACACCUCCAGGGGGAGUUCUGGGUGUUUUUUGACGAGCUACGCCCGCCCCCCUCCCGCCCAGGGCAGUUUGAGGAGGCCGCCUGGCCCGAGGAGGGCGGGGGAGUGACGGAGGGCGGGGACGGCAGCGGUGUGGGACCUGGGGGAGGAGCUAGCGGGGGCUUCGAAGAGGUCACUCUUCCGGAUUUGGAAGAAGAGGAAGAGGUUCACAAGAUUCCACCAAUGACAGCCAGGAGCAGGAGGCGGAAAGAGCUGGGCACGCUCAGUAAUGACAAGGAAUGUGAUUGGCCAGAUAAGGACUGUUCCUGCCCCUGCCAUGAUGUAGCCCCUGAUGCCAAGCUGCGGAGACACAAGAGAAAGGGAUGCUGCCGUUGCCAUACCAACAAGGUCUCUGACUCCUCCAGAGGAAUGAAGGGUCGGGACCCCUCGUACCCUGGACCCAACAGCCUCCAGCAGGACAGCCAGACGGAGAGAAGAGCGGAGGAGCGGGAGGAAGAGAGAGAAGGGGAGAAGGAGGUGGACACGGAGGUUAAAGACGAAGGAGGCAGCGAAGCAAACAGCCCUCAUUCCGCGGACCGGGGGCCACAGCUGUGGGACGGUCCCGAGGUGGGCCCUGCCCCCAAUUCUGAAGAAAGGGAAGAAGAGGAAGAGGAGUGGAAGGAGGUUGAGCGAGAGGGCAGCCCAUCCCCAAAGAAGAGCAGGAAGGACGGGGAGGGGGCGGCGGUUUGCGAUGGCCCGCUGGUACCCCCCUCAGGGGAGAGGGAGGCGUCCCCGGCCUCUGCUCACCUCCGUCCCAGCCCCGGCGCCGACCCCCCUGUCUGUGCCAAAAACAUCUCCCUCACCCCCAGCGGGGAGAAGGUGAUCUUGUGGACGAGGGAGGCGGACCGUGUGAUUCUAACUGCCUGUCAGCAGCAGGGAGCCAAUCAGAGCACCUUCCAGGCCGUCUCGGCUCAGCUCGGAAACAAGACGGCCAGCGAGGUGUCCCGGCGGUUUCGGGACCUGAUGCGCCUCUUCCACACCGCCGCCAGACAGGUCAGCUCAGAGGACGAGGCCAGUAACGCUGAGCAGCAGUCCGCCACUGAUGAGGAGCUGGACUGAACUGAACCUGAGGGCUCGGAACCAAAGACGACAGGACGGACGUACACUCCGUUACCGGCACGGAAGUCAAUGACGCGGAGAUGGAGCAAAUGGGAGUGUGAAUUUGCAGGAAACAUUUGGGGACUACAGUUUUAACUUGGUUAUUUAUAAGAUGUGUUCCAGCCUUUAAAAGUGUUAGUAACUAUUUAAAGGUCAAAAUGACCUGGUCUUGAAACACUUGAGGUGUCAUGGUUGUUAAAGUAAAAUACUGUGAAUCUGAAUUUCUGAAUAGCAAACUUGAACCAGUCAUACAGAAGACAUGGGUUGACAGGAAUUGAGUCAUUGGAACCAGAUGCUGAAAAUUACUACUAGUUUGCCAAGAGUUUUAUGAUAUUUGGAGACUUAGUAGACAGGAGACUGGAGUAACUGAAUUGCACCUUAGACCAGUACAAGAUAUACCACUGAAAAUAUCCCUGAAACACACCAGCAUAAUGCUUUUAAAUGUAUAAAGUCCAAAGUGACAAACCUCUGUAAAUACUGUAAAUACAAACAAAUGGGACUGAGAAUGUACAGUAUUUUUUAACGUAUUUGACACUUUUAUUCACUUUGUGAUGUGCUUGCUCGUAAAAGCUGGAAAACCUGAACAUACAGUGCUUGUAUUGCUUGUGUGGUUGUGGAGGGAAAGAUCUGUGAAUAAAGUGCUCCACAAGAAGA